AUUGCUUCUCAGAAAGAGAGCGAGAGAGAGGGGUGGUGGUGAAAGCGUCCUGCUCUCCUUCAGUUGGACUUUCUCCGAUCGCGUUCCAAACCUCCAUUUGAUCCCGAUCCUGACUCGAGACCUUCGAUCGUUUCCUCCCUCUCUUCCUCUCUCUCCCCAAAUUUCCCGGUUUUUAGUGCUUGAAAAUGGUGUCUGCGAAUCGGGAAAUGGCGGUCUACUGUUUCGAUACCCUCGUCGCUCAUUACAACAGCGAGCAAGCGCCUCCUCCUGCCUUCGACGAAGGCCAGCACCCAUUGUUCGUCACUUGGAAGAAAGCAGUCAAUGGAGGUGAGCCUCGUUUGCGUGGAUGCAUAGGAACUUUAGAAGCUCGUUGCCUUAUCAAUGGGUUCAGAGACUAUGCUUUAACCAGUGCUCUGAGGGACCGCCGGUUCCCUCCCAUACAAGCCAAAGAAUUGCCUUAUUUAGAAUGUACAGUUUCCAUUCUGACUGAUUAUGAGACUGCUCUCCACUACCUCGAUUGGGAGAUUGGAAAGCAUGGACUUAUCAUUGAAUUCACUGACCCUGAUUAUAACACAAGGCGCAGUGCGACAUACUUGCCUGAGGUGGCUGCCCACGAAGGUUGGACAAAGAUGGAGACGAUUGACUCACUGAUGCGCAAAGCUGCUUACAAUGGUGCUAUCACCGAGUCGCUUCGCAAGCGCGUCCGUCUGACACGGUACCAGAGCACACUCUACACCAUGCACUACAGUGACUAUGCCUCCUAUGUUAAAAGAACGAGAGGGACAGUCCCUGCGGUUGCCAGUGCCAAGCCUAACCACUGAUUUAUCCAAACAGCUUCAUUGUCCAAUUCGAAAUAUUGGAAAGACUUAUUGAAAGCAAUGGUUGGGUGUGGAGGAUCAUGAUAUGGAUUCCCACCCCCCUUGGCUCUUUAAUCUGUCCCCAUUGUUUCUUCAAAUUGCAUUGGAAGGAAGAAAUAUAAGAAACUCAGACAAACUGUAUGUAUGAAAACUCAGGUUUUAGCAGCUUUAUAGAGCUGUAUUAUCUAUCUGGAUUUCAAUUAAGCCUUUUUCUGUAUGGAGUCGGAGGCCGCAUCUCUGCAAAUGUUCCUAUUCAACUGCAUGGAAAGGUAUAAAUAUAAUUCAACUGUGUGGAGAA
This is a messenger RNA of Magnolia sinica, 1155 nucleotides long. RefSeq lists its product as uncharacterized. The record is from RefSeq and is a predicted model, not a curated record. The transcript is spliced from 5 exons. NCBI's taxonomy places the organism in Eukaryota, Viridiplantae, Streptophyta, Magnoliopsida, Magnoliales, Magnoliaceae. The coding region runs from base 186 to 821 and encodes 211 amino acids.